AUGGGCGGCGACAAGAUCAAGAAAGACAAGCGCCAAAAGCGCGAGGAUUACCGGGCGGCGAUGAGGAAAGAUGACAUCUCAGAACUGCCCAGGAAGAAGUUUUACCGCCAAAGAGCCCAUGCCAACCCCUUCUCCGACCACCAAUUGAUCUACCCCCCACACCCGGACCAGAUGGACUGGUCAUCCCUCUACCCACACUACAUCGUCGACGAGCCAACAACAACAUCACCACCACCACCACCGCCAGUCCCCGAACAGACCCCCUCCGAACCCGACCUCACCCCGCUCCGCCCCAAACCACUCUCCAAAGAGGUCUCGGUAGCCGACAUCGGGUGCGGGUUCGGCGGGCUGCUGAUCGCGCUGGCGCCGACGAUGCCGGAGGCGCUGAUCCUGGGGCUGGAGAUCCGGGUGUCGGUGACGCACUUUGUCGAGGACCGCAUCAAGGCGCUGCGCGCGCAGAACCAGGCGGCGGGCCUGUACCGCAACGUGGGCGUGCUGCGCGCCAACACCAUGAAGUUCCUGCCCAACUUCUUCCGCAAGGCCCAGCUGGAAAAGGUGUUUAUCUGCUUUCCGGACCCGCACUUCAAGAUCCGCAAGCACAAGCAGCGUAUUGUGUCGACGACGCUGAAUUCCGAGUAUGCGUAUGUGGUUAAGCCGGGGGGGAUUGUGUAUACUAUUACUGAUGUGCUGGAUCUGCAUGAGUGGAUGGUCCAGCACUUUGAUGCGCACCCGUCGUUUGAGCGCGUGUCGGAAGAGGAGCAGGAGGCGGAUCCGUGCGUUGCUAUUAUGCGCACGGAGACGGAGGAGGGGAAGAAGGUGGAGAGACAUAAGGGGGAGAAGCAUGUGGCGCUGUUUAGGAGGCUGGAGGAUCCUGCUUGGUGA
Messenger RNA from Chaetomium globosum CBS 148.51, 882 nucleotides. RefSeq lists its product as uncharacterized. Gene Ontology annotation, molecular function: tRNA (guanine(46)-N7)-methyltransferase activity. Gene Ontology annotation, cellular component: tRNA methyltransferase complex. The transcript has 2 exons. The record is from RefSeq and is a predicted model, not a curated record. The coding region runs from base 1 to 882 and encodes 293 amino acids. Gene Ontology annotation, biological process: tRNA methylation; RNA (guanine-N7)-methylation. Lineage: Eukaryota; Fungi; Ascomycota; Sordariomycetes; Sordariales; Chaetomiaceae.